Pseudogymnoascus verrucosus is the source of this 1522-nucleotide messenger RNA. RefSeq names its product GDP-mannose transporter into the lumen of the Golgi. NCBI's taxonomy places the organism in Eukaryota, Fungi, Ascomycota, Leotiomycetes, Thelebolales, Thelebolaceae. Gene Ontology annotation, cellular component: Golgi apparatus. The transcript has 4 exons. Bases 80 to 1162 code for a protein of 360 amino acids. The record is from RefSeq and is a predicted model, not a curated record. Gene Ontology annotation, molecular function: antiporter activity; GDP-mannose transmembrane transporter activity.
AUUUAUACCAUCGCCACUGUCUCUCCUGCAUUAUAAAAAAGUUGCCUUGGUGUCGAAAUCCUGACCCCUACACUCAAAAAUGGACGAUAAGAAACGCGAAUACUCUCCAAACAUGCAUCCAGCUGAUGCUCGUAAUCUUCAUAGUCCAUCGUCAAUCACAAGCAGCCCAAUUAUCUCCAUUCUAGCGUAUUGUGCGGCCUCGAUUUCCAUGACAAUUAUCAACAAGUUUUGUGUCUCUGGGAAGGACUUCAACCUAAACUUCUUCUUUUUGGCUGUUCAAUCUUUGGUGUGCAUUGUCGCCAUUAUUGUAUGCAAGUCUACGGGUUUUAUAGAGAAUCUGGCCAAGUUCGACAUCGAAAAGGCGAAGACAUGGUUCCCAAUCUCUCUUCUUCUUGUCAGCAUGAUUUACACUGGAACGAAGGCGCUCCAAUUUCUCUCGGUCCCGGUCUAUACGAUCUUCAAGAACUUGUCUAUCAUUGUUAUUGCAUAUGGAGAAGUUCUUUGGUUUGGCGGCAGUGUUACUCCAGCCGCCCUUUCCUCAUUCGGUCUUAUGGUGCUUAGUUCGGUGGUCGCUGCGUGGGCUGAUAUCCAGCAUACCCUCAACAGUUUUGGUGAUGUCAAGGAUCCAGCUGCAGCAGCUGCUCUAUCAUCGCUGAAUGCUGGAUACAUGUGGGUGGGUCUGAAUGUGGUAUGCAAUUCACUGUACCUUCUGUGUAUGCGCAAGGUUAUUCGAAAGAUGAACUUUAAGGACUGGGAUACAAUGUUCUACAACAACCUUCUCACCAUCCCAGUGUUGAUCAUCUGCAGUCUCGUUGUUGAAGACUGGUCAGCGGAGAAUAUGGCCAAGAACUUCCCAGUCGCGACCCGAAACAGCUUGAUGCUUGCCAUGUUUUAUUCUGGUCUAGGCACCAUUUUCAUCUCAUACGCUUCCGCCUGGUGUAUCCGUGUGACCUCUUCGACCACAUACUCCAUGGUAGGAUCCCUCAACAAGCUACCAAUCGCUAUCUCUGGUCUUAUUUUCUUUGAUGCACCUGUAACUUUCGGCUCCGUUUCUGCCAUCUUCAUUGGCUUCGUUUCUGGCAUAAUCUACACCCGGGCCAAGGUCAGACAAUCGGCCGAUUCAAAGAUGUCUCUCCCAACGUCUCUACCAGCAAAGUCAUAGAAACUCAUAAUGUCCGGUUAUUAUAGAAGCGCAAGAGCGAGGUGGGCCUUAACUUUCGCUUUCCACCAUCCUUUACCGCUUCUCAAUAGCUGCCACAUGCUAGUCUUGAAGAGAAAGUGGUUUUAGUGGAGAAAUAACCAUUAUAUCAUAGAGCCGCGGUCUCUAAAAACAGCCUAGAUGGUCACCGUAUGCAGACUAGCCAGGGUAUAAGCAAGCCGAAGGCGUGACGAUUGUCAUUUUGCAAUGAAUGUAUAAGUAGAAACAGUGCUUGCAGAUUGUAGUCUGAAGAGGAUACAAAACAAAUUAUACAUUGCUAGGAAAAGCCACCCCUUUGAACCUUUUUGGAAGAGAACAGACGAG